UCUGGCCAUAAAUACCCAACGCCGUCACAAAGGAUUCUGCUCUCGUUGACACCAAAAAACUGUUUACUGCGAGCCCACGCUUCCGACGGAGAGAGAGAAGGAGAUGAAGCCGUCGCCGGUGGACUACUUCGCAGAGACGGAGGACCAUGGAUCGUCGAUGGCCAUGGACGUUGACGACAGCGAAGCCCUAGAAAUGUUCGGAGAAGGCCCGAUUUCCUUCGACAACAAAAUCGCCGACGCCGACUUCUAUAACUCCUUCGAAGACGACUUCGACGACACCGAUAUCAACUGAACUCUCCACAUAGUCCUCUUUCUAGUGUUUUUCGGAUGUGAGGUAUACUUUUCGUUUUUUUUUUUUUUCCUUCAAGUUUUUACGUAUGGUUGUUUUGAUGGAACGUACGAGGAAUCCAUAACCAGAUACAAUUUGUCGCGUCGAUUUUGAUGCGAAGCUAUGAUUGAAUUAGCUGUUUGGUUUUUGUCCUUGGGCAAAUUUGUGUAUCUGUUCUUCAUAUUGUACUGUUAAAACUUAAAAUGACUCGCCCUGUUUGUUUGACCGGA
Rhododendron vialii is the source of this 558-nucleotide messenger RNA. RefSeq names its product small acidic protein 1-like. The coding region runs from base 104 to 292 and encodes 62 amino acids. The transcript has a single exon. The record is from RefSeq and is a predicted model, not a curated record. NCBI's taxonomy places the organism in Eukaryota, Viridiplantae, Streptophyta, Magnoliopsida, Ericales, Ericaceae.